Messenger RNA from Micromonas commoda, 1461 nucleotides. RefSeq lists its product with no specific name. Gene Ontology annotation, molecular function: NADP binding; flavin adenine dinucleotide binding; N,N-dimethylaniline monooxygenase activity. The record is from RefSeq and is a predicted model, not a curated record. The transcript has 2 exons. NCBI's taxonomy places the organism in Eukaryota, Viridiplantae, Chlorophyta, Mamiellophyceae, Mamiellales, Mamiellaceae. Bases 1 to 1461 code for a protein of 486 amino acids.
AUGAUGCGCGCUCCCGGUGCCGGGCGGGCGGCGAGGGUGGCGGUCGUCGGAGGCGGCGCCGCGGGCCUCGCCGCCGCCCGCGAGCUCCGCGCCGAGGGCCACACCCCCGUGGUGUUCGAGCGGGGCGACGACGUGGGCGGGGUGUGGGUCUACGACCCGCGCGUCGAGGUGGACGACGUGACCGGCACGGACCCGAACCGCGCCAGGGUUCACGGCAGCAUGUACGCGAGCCUGCGCACCAACCUGCCGAGGGAGUGCAUGGGGUACGAGUCGUUCCCGUUCACCAGAACGUUCGCCGGGGACGACAGGAGGUUCUGCGGCCACGCGGAGGUGCGCGCGUACCUCGCCGCGUACGCGGACCACCACGACAUCGCGAAGGACGUCAGGCUACGACGCGAGGUCCUAUCCGCAGAGCCCAUCGACAUCUCAUCGCGGCGCUGGGGGCCGAGGUGGAGGGUGACCACGCGCGAGGUGACCGUGGGCGAUGACGACGGAGGAGUAGUGUCCGUCGAAACCUUCGACGCUGUGGUGGUGUGCAACGGGCACUACUCGGAACCCCGGACGCCGCGGUACCCAAACGCCGAAAACUGGCCCGGGGUCCAGAUGCACUCGCACAACUACAGGACACCGGACGACACGUUCGAGGGCAAAAAGGUGGUGGUGCUGGGCGCCAUGGCCAGCGGGGAGGACCUGAGCCGGGAGAUCGCCACCGUGGCGUGUCACGUGGUGCUCGCCGCGAGGGGAUUCGUCCCGGGCGCUCCCAAGGAUGAUUUCCCGGUGGAGUCCUACCCGAAGAACGCGACGCUCAAACCGGGCAUCGUCGAGCUGAUUCCCGAACGUUCGGGGGUUAAGUUCGAGGACGGGAGCGUGGAGGAAGACGUGGACGUGAUAUUGUACGCCACCGGGUACCAGUACGCGUUUCCGUUCCUCGCCAACGCGGCCGUUGACAACUCGGCCAUCUCCGCCGUCGACAACUGCGUCUCGCCCCUGUACAAGCACGUGUUUCCCCCCGCGCUGGCGCCGUCGCUGUCAUUCAUCGGCCUCCCCUGGAAGGUGGUGCCGUUCCCGCAGUUCGAGACGCAGGCGAGGUGGAUCGCGAAGGCACUGAGCGGCGCCGCGCCUUUACCGCCGCGCCGCGAGAUGCGACUCGACGCGGACGCGUUUGAAGAAAGUUUGGGCGCGAAGGGAAUCGCUCGGCGGCACGCGCACCGCAUGGGCGACGCGCAGUUCGCGUACAACGACGAGCUGCGCGCGCUGUGCGGGCACCCACCGCUGGGGGCGUGGCGCGCGGAGAUGUACGCGGCGACGGGUGCUCGUAAACGGUCGCAGCCGGCGUCGUACCGGGAUGGGCCUAUCCCGUGGUCGGACGAGGACGCGAGGUUUGCGGCGAGGGCGGAGGCGACGGCGGCGGGGUUCGAGACGGAUCCGGCGAGGGACGAGGUGCAGGCGGGGGCGGCGUGA